This is a messenger RNA of Paramecium sonneborni, 1579 nucleotides long. Lineage: Eukaryota; Ciliophora; Oligohymenophorea; Peniculida; Parameciidae. The record is from the annotation of a GenBank genome assembly.
GAUGGACACGUAGCUAAGAGAUGAACAUAAAUAACUUUUAGAGAAUGAUCAAAAGUAGAUGUUAUGUUAUGGGACUUCAGGCUUUAGAGAAAACUCUAAGUAUCUUAAAUUUGUUGGUUGGAGAGUGGGAAUAUUUAUUGGAUUAAUGUCAAAGAAUACAAAUUUAAAAUUAGGAGUUAUGAUAACAGCAUCUCAUAAUAAAAUAAUUGAUAAUGGUUUUAAAGUAGUACCUCCAUAAGGUGGAAUGCUUUCUAUAGAAGAAGAGUAGAAUAUAGAAAUAUUUUAUAAAUCUGAUGAAAUAGUUAAAUAAGAAACAAAAUAUGAUAACGGAAUAGUGUAUGUCGGAAGAGAUACUAGACCAUCAAGCGAUUCAUUAUGUUAAAUAGUAUUAGAAGGAAUUAAAGAAGCAGGAGCAGUUGGAAUCAAUUUAGGAAUUGUAACAACACCAUAAUGUGCAUUUUUAGUAUAUGCUACGAAUUUAGGAUUGAUACAAUAAAUAGAAUCUAAUUAAUUAUUCUUUGUAGAAUACUUUUGCAAUAUCUUUUUGCAAUUAGUUAAGAAUUCAAUUGAAGGAACUUUAAUUAUUGAUGGAGCAGAAGGUGUUGGAGGAAUAUGGAUUAAAGAAUUUUAAUAAAAAUUAACUAAUGUUUUAACAAUUAAGAGAAUUAAUUAUGGUGAUGAACCACAUUUAUUAAAUGAAGGAUGUGGUUCGGAAUUUGUUUAAAAAGAAAAGAAAUUACCUAAAAACUUUAUAUAUGAUCCUAGUUAUAGAUAUGCUUCAUUAGAUGGUGAUGCUGAUAGAUUAGUUUAUUAGUAAUAAUUUAAUUAUAUCAUAGUUAUUUUGAUAAUAAUAAAUUAUAAAUAAUUGAAGGAGAUAGAUUUGCUAUACUAUUUGCUAUGUAUAUAGAAUAAGAACUUAAAAAGAAACCUAAUUUAAAAUUAUCUAUUGGAAUUAUUUAAACUGCUUAUGCUAAUUCUGCAUCAACUAAAUAUAUUACAGAAAAAUUAGGAAUCUAUGCAAAAUAUGCACCUACUGGAGUUAAAUAUCUUCAUAGAGCUGCACAUGAAUUUGAUAUUGGAAUCUAUUUUGAAGCAAAUGGACAUGGAGCUAUUAUUUAUAAAGAUCAUGUUUUAAAUUAACUCAAAGAAUUCUAACUUUUUGAACUUGAAUUAUUUUUAAAAUUAUCAAAUUAAGCAGUUGGAGAUGCUAUUAUCAAUAUUUUAAUGACAGAAUUCUUAUUAAAUAAAUUACAAAUGAAUAUUUAAGAUUGGUUAUUAAUAUAUUAAGAUUAUCCUGCACUUUCAACUAAAUUAUAUGUAAAAAAUAAAUAAAUUAUAAAAACAAAUUAUGAAGAAACAUCUUUAAUUGAACCAAUAGGUAAUAAUCAUAAAUAAAUAAGAUCUUAAAUAAAAAGUAGAUGAAAUUAUGUCAAAAUUUGAUAAAUCAUAUAGAACAUGUAUCAGACCAAGUGGAACAGAAAGUGUAGUCAGAGUACAUAGCGAAGGUCCUCAAGUUGAAAUUGUUAAAGAAAUAGAUUUUAGAAUUAAUGAAUUGCUAAAAUCAUAUAUGGAAAUAUGA